UCCCAAUCCCUCCUGUUUUCUUAUAAAUAGCCCUGUCGCGUUUUUAGUAGGCACAACAAAGAGAACAUGCAGCAGUCACAGAAGCCUUCCUCGCAUGAGCAAAGGAAAGAUGUCAAGGUGAAGAUUAUUGUGACGAAGAUGGUGCAUACUGACCCAACGGAUUUCAAGUCUGUGGUUCAAAGGCUAACGGGGAAGGAGUCAACGGCCGCGGAGGUGGUGGAGAGCCCUGCCGUCUCCGAGAGGAACGCUGAUGAGGUUGAGCAUCGUGGUGGAAGGGAGAGCAGGGAGUUUGAGGAUAUGUUGAUGAAGCUACCAUCAUUAGAUGAGCUGAAACAAUUGUGGGAUGAUUAAUUACCCCCUCAAUUUUUGCUCAAAAAACAAAAAUCACCACAAAAGUAUAUAUAUAUAUAUAUAUAUAUAUAUGUAUGACGGUCCUGGA
Molecule: messenger RNA, 439 nt
Organism: Elaeis guineensis (African oil palm)
Lineage: Eukaryota; Viridiplantae; Streptophyta; Magnoliopsida; Arecales; Arecaceae
Source: RefSeq, a predicted model, not a curated record